UAGCGGUCCACCGGAAGACGUGUUUGUUCGCCACAGUUGAGUGAGAUGUCUGUCAGAUAGACAAUCUUCACAGGACCGCCACUCUUGGCUGUGCUUCUGCAGCGGGGACCUCAGCUAAACCUUCCGCCUGACCAUGACCUGACUGUGGUGCCAAAGGCUUGUCCGCCCAGCCUGACCAGAGUGUGUAGGAGAGGGGGUGGCAUGCGUGUGAGCAGCAGCUGGAGGUGGCAGCUCUCCCGGGCCAUGCGACUCGCACUGCGCUGGUGCCGGCUGUGCCGCCCGCAGAGAGGAGGCCGAGGUGGGGGAACCAAGCCGUGGGCCAGCAGCAGGUUCCUGGAGCUGUUGAGCUACAGCAAGCUGCUGCUCAAGUCACUGUACUUCAACAGCCUCAGCAACUCGGACACUCUGCUGGACUGUGCGUUUGAACCCGUCUACUGGAUUGUGGACAAUGUGACGCGCUGGUUUGGAGUGGUGUUUGUCACUCUAGUCAUACUGCUCACGACCUCAGUUGUAGUCAUCAUCUAUCUGUUCGUCCUACCCACAAUCCUCAGCGCUUAUCCUUUGCACUGGGUCGUCUGGCACCUCUGCUGCGGCCACUGGCUUCUUGUCAUGGUGGUCUUCCAUUACUACAAGGCCACCACCACCUCCCCAGGACACCCACCCAAGGACAAAGUUCAUAUACCUUCAGUGUCCAUCUGUAAGAAAUGCAUCACUCCGAAACCGGCCAGGACACACCACUGCAGCAUCUGCAACACGUGCGUUUUGAAGAUGGACCACCACUGUCCCUGGUUGAACAACUGUGUGGGCCAUUUCAACCACCGCUACUUCCUCUCCUUCUGCCUGUACAUGACACUGGGCUGCAUCUACUGCAGCAUCAGCAGCAGGGAACUGUUUCUGGAGGCCUACAGCGCUAUAGAGAGUUACUAUAUGACCCCCCCUCCAAUGGAAACAUUAAAGGGAACCACUGCUCACAAGUGUCUCAUCUUCCUCUGGGUGCUGACCAGCUCGGUGGCAGUCGCUCUGGGAGGACUCACACUUUGGCAUGUCAUACUCAUCAGCAGAGGAGAGACCAGCGUGGAGCGACACAUCAACCGCAAGGAGACCAAAAGACUACGGGAGAAGGGCAAGGUGUUCAGAAAUCCAUAUCACCAUGGUAACAUGAACAACUGGAAGUUACUGCUUGGUGUAGAAAAAAGGAGUCAUUGGGUCACACGGGUCCUCUUGCCGUCCAGCCAUCUGCCAAAUGGAGACGGCAUCAUGUGGGACUGGACCUUCUCCAGAAGAGAUCCCAUGGCCAUCUGAUCUUCACCCUUUACUCCAAACCAUACCAAAAAACUUGUACCACCUAUAACCUGCAUUUAGACUCGAAGCAGUGUGACUCUUUUCACACUGCUGAGAGCAGCCAGAGACAGCUCAAGAAGAGAAGCUCUCACUCCAUUUCUUCGGUCUGCUGCUACGAUCAUUUGACAAAGGAAGACGAAGCUUUGUGGGUGCACAUCAAAAGAGAGUGUUUUGCUGCAUUUGGCACUGCUGGAGGUGUGAACCACAUGGACAUCACACUGAUGGUUCUCCUUUUUAGGAUCAGUUAUCUCACCUGUCGCCAGUCGACCUUGUCCAGCAAUCUGCCUGUUGAUCUCACCACCAGCCGGUUUCACCUUGCGACUGCGACGCUGGGGACUAAUUAGAAUUCAGACUGGUGCUGCUGGCCGGUAUCGUCGUCAAGACUAAACCUCUUUGUCCUCUCUCCCACUCAUUUGUAAACACUCAGCAAAGACGUUGGUGCAUUUCUGAAACUCUAACACUUAUCCCUACAUCAACUUUUGAGCUCUAAUUGUGUAAGAUAGAGGGCUGGAUAAGGUGUAAGACGGUAUGGGAGGAGAACGAAAUGGCACGUUAAAGGUGCCAUGUGUUUUCAAACAUGAUUACAGCCCAUUGUAAACUUUAGAGUUGUUGCUGCCAUCUUAUUCCAGCUGUAUUGCAGGCUUUUCCAUAUCAUUGAGUUAUUGGUCACCCUUUGUUGUUCUUUUCAUACGAAAUAUCAAGCGAGUGUGGCACUCGAGAGAACAAGUUUCAUUUUCAAAACGUUAAAGUGAUCAUUCAGGUAUUUUGAUGUGAUCCCUAGUCUGUAUUGCCUGCAGUAGAUGACCAUCGGCUCAAGCAGCGCACAGCACCAACAGGGAGGCAUUGUAUUACUGAACAGGACCGACAGCGAGACGCAUUUUAGCUACUCACAUCCUUUUUCAGUGUAUGCUGUACUUUGGCGAACUUCUCUGGUGCUUUACAUUGCCGUCCGACAGCCGUUUCCUCUGAGACUACAUUCUCUCAAAUGUACGUCCAACAUCUGUAUUCCUACUCGCUCGCCCUGUAUUACGCGGCUGUCUGACGGCAAUGUAAAGCACCAAGAAUGUUCAAAUUACAGCGCACACUUAAACAGAUCUAUUUAUUUUUAGGUGUGCCUUUUUAGGUGGUUAAAUUACAUCUUGCUGUCGGCCCCGUUUAUCAGUACGUCUUCUCCACACAGAAGGAGAGCUGGCGGUCAUUUACUGCAGGUGAUAGACCGAGACAAAGACCCAGAUUAUCACUUUAAUGCUGAUUUGGCCCAAUUAGUGGACAGUAUGAUAUCAAGAAAUUAUUAAAAAUUGAACUCUUAUUCUGAUUGCUAAUGCAUUUUUGAUUCAUUUGUUAUACUAUUUGAACACUUGUGAUCCACCUGUGACUGUAUCUGUUCCCUGGUCACUCUGAAAAGCUCUUUUUCCUUCAUCAUCUGUGUUUUUACUUUUUUCCCUCAGGCUCCGUGCCCUUUUGUUAUUUUCUGUCUGCAUGAUCUCCAGCCUUAGCCACCUUCUCUCAAGAAGUACAGGGAAAAGCCUGUAUUAUUAAAGUUUCAAGUUAAGACUACAUUUCCCAGACACUGUGCUGAGGAAACUAUGACAGUUUUUGCUGGUUGGCCUUAACUAUUUCCAUCAGAAACUUUAUAGCUUCAUCCCAUUUUUGCUUAUUUUCUACAACAGCACCAUCUUACUAAUUGAUGCCAUCAGGCAGGUUGUCCUCAGUCUUAACAGUGUGCUCAGAGGUCUUUUUUUAAACACAGUUUUAAUGUGCCAGCUUCAAUAACACUGAUGGUUCAUUAAUAAGAAAACGUAAAACAAAGCACCAUUGAUGAAUGCUGCUGUUAAGAGUCGAGACAACGUCCGUCUUUAAGAGGUCUUUUAUUACAUUGUACAGGUUGUUCGUAGUAACUGUAGUUUGCGUGUAUUUGGCUGAUGACAAAUCCAAGUGUUUCUUAAUGUGAGCGAGCAAGUCAGGACAUGAAAACAUAUUUUCUAUAUUCUUUUCCAAAAAACGUCCUGUGAUACUUUGCUACUGUGCAUGUUUUUACCUGCAAUAUUUUUGCUUUUGUUGUGUUUUGGGGAGUGUGUGAGAACCAUCAGCAGGUGUUUCGGUGCCGAAGAGAGCGAACAACCAAUAGUUUGAUUCACUUUUAUAAAAUGUCUCUCUUAAGUCUUUUCCUUACUUAACCAGUUCAAGUAAAGAAAACAAAACCAUGCGCUCAUGGGAUCUUCUUUGACCUUUCUUUUUUUCGACACUGAUACGGAAAUAAUCAUGUGCCUUGCUUGGUUUUUCAGCCUUUAAAAUGAGGCACUUUAAACGAGAUAGGAAAUGAGAUAGGGACUGUGAAACGCACAUUUUGAAUUCCCACACGUUCAUAUUUCAUACCAGUAACUCAGAGAUGGAUGAGUUGGAUCUGCUGUCGUUGCCAUAGAGACAUGAUGUACAGCUGUGAUAUCAUUUGUAUCCAAUGGGAGCUGUGCUCCAGUUUGAUUUAUGUUUUUUGUUUGUUUUUUUUUUUAAAUAAAGUGUUUUGUUUGAUAUUUGAAGCAUUCCCAUGUUCAUGUGGUAGGGCUGUGCAUCUUUUCUUUAGAAGACGAUC
Messenger RNA from Acanthopagrus latus (yellowfin seabream), 3931 nucleotides. It is a transcript of the gene zdhhc16b, whose product is annotated as zinc finger DHHC-type palmitoyltransferase 16b. Gene Ontology annotation, cellular component: Golgi apparatus. The transcript is spliced from 10 exons. The coding region runs from base 202 to 1302 and encodes 366 amino acids. Gene Ontology annotation, biological process: protein palmitoylation. Gene Ontology annotation, molecular function: palmitoyltransferase activity. NCBI's taxonomy places the organism in Eukaryota, Metazoa, Chordata, Actinopteri, Spariformes, Sparidae. The record is from RefSeq and is a predicted model, not a curated record.